AUGUCUGAUCCUAAGAUUAACGGUGAUAACACCAGUGUUCAUAGUCAUCCUAAUUCUCAUAUACACAGUGAGAAAGAUAUAAAGGCUGCCGAAACUACUCAUCAUGAACAUGCACCUUCCACCAAUACUACUUCUACACCGAACGAAACCGACAACGUUCAAAUCGACUAUACACCUGAAGAUCGAGAUGCGAGAUUAGCCGCUCGAGCGACCUUGCAAAAUGCCUUGCACGGUAUCCCAAAGGCACAACUCAUCAAGGAAUCAGAUGAGUUCUGCGAUGCUCAUGGCUUAGAAGAACAUAAAGAUACGUUUAGGAAAGGUGCUUUACUUGCUCAACGACCUGGAGAAUGGGCGGCGAUCGACGAGUUGAACGCCGAGGAGAAGGCUGCUAUUGAAUAUGAACAUCGACACAAAUGGAGAAUGUCGAAAGAUUUAUGGUGGGUCGUGGGUGCCUGUGCGAUGGGUGCGGCGGUACAAGGUUGGGAUCAAACAGGUAGUAAUGGAGCGAAUCUUGGUUUCCCGCAAGAAUUCGGGAUCAACAGAGGACUCGACGAACCUGGAGGUGCACAUGAUCAAUGGAUUCUGGGUUUGGUCAAUGCUAUCCCAUAUCUAUCUGCUCCAAUCAUCGGUUGUUACUCUUCCGAUCCACUUAAUAACCUCUUCGGCCGUCGGGGUGCCAUCUUCAUCGCUGCUAUAAUCCUCAUCGCCACUCCACUCGCUAUGGCAUUCACCCACACAUGGCAAGAACUCCUGAUCGUCCGUAUUUUCUUCGGUAUCGGUAUCGGUCUGAAAGGAUCUACCAUCCCAAUCUUCUCUGCUGAGGUCGCUCCCACCGUGGUGAGAGGGGCAUUAGUCAUGAUGUGGCAGCUCUGGACUACCGUUGGUAUCUUCAUUGGAUUCGCUGCGAAUGCAAUCGUAAGGAACUCGGGUGAUAUCACUUGGAGGUUACAAAUUGGAAGUUCCUUCAUCCCUGCUGUACCGUUAGCUAUGAUGGUUUGGUUUUGCCCAGAAUCGCCCCGUUGGUAUAUGAGAAAAGGCCGAAUGCCCGAGGCUUUCAAGUCAAUGAGGAAACUUCGUAAACACGAUGUCCAAGCUGCUCGAGAUCUGUUCUACGCCUGGGUUCAAUGGGAAGCCGAGAAGAAGGUGAUCGGAGAUCGAUCCAUGUUCAGAAGAUUUGCCGAUCUGUUUACUGUCCCUCGAAUCAGACGAGCUACUUUGGCUGCAUCGGUCUUGCAUGCAGGUCAGGAUUUAUGUGGUAUUAACACCAUUGCCUUCUACUCCUCUACUAUCUUCGUAGAUGGCGGUGCUUCCAAUGUGGAUGCGUUGUAUGCCUCGCUAGGUUUUGGUGCUUUAAACUUUGUCUUCACCUGGCCCGCUGUCUUCACAAUCGAUACUUUUGGUCGAAGAACUCUCAACUUGUUCUUCUUCCCAUUGAUGGCUGUAUCACUUCUUGCUGCUGGUAUGGCAUUCUACAUCGAGGAGCAAAGAAUCAGAACUGGAAUCGUAGCUUUGUUCAUCUACAUCUACACCAUCUUCUACUCCCUUGGUGAAGGUCCAAUCAUCUUCACUUACUCAGCUGAGGUAUUCCCUUUGGCUCAUAGAGAAUUAGGUCAAGCUUUCCCCGUAUCGAUCAAUUACUUUGUCAAUUUCUUGUUGAGUUUAUGGUUCCCCUUCCAGCUCAAGCAAUUCGGUGGUCCGGGUACAUUCGGCUUCUAUACCGGUACCAACAUGCUAGCGUUCUGUCUCGCCUUCUUGUUCAUGAGAGAGACCAAACAACUGUCUCUCGAAGAACUUGAUCAGGUCUUCUCGGUACCCACUAGCGUAUAUAUCAAUUACCAGUUCACGAAAUGGCUCCCUUGGGCAUUCAAACGAUACGUCUUGUUCGACAGGAAAAAACAACUUGAACCUCUCUUCCAUGAGGAUAAAGAUAUCAAAGCUUAG
This is a messenger RNA of Kwoniella botswanensis, 1941 nucleotides long. RefSeq lists its product as uncharacterized. Gene Ontology annotation, biological process: transmembrane transport. Bases 1 to 1941 code for a protein of 646 amino acids. Gene Ontology annotation, cellular component: membrane. The record is from RefSeq and is a predicted model, not a curated record. Gene Ontology annotation, molecular function: transmembrane transporter activity. The transcript has 13 exons. NCBI's taxonomy places the organism in Eukaryota, Fungi, Basidiomycota, Tremellomycetes, Tremellales, Cryptococcaceae.